CUCUGUAACAACCAGUGAACUAGACCGUGAGAUAAUAUCAGAUUAUAACAUAACUAUCACUGCCACUGACGAGGGGUCUCCACCCUUAUCCUCCUCAAAGACUAUUAAUUUAUCUGUGUCAGACGUGAAUGACAACUCACCUGUGUUUGAAGAACAAUCCUACAGCGCCUAUUUGACUGAAAAUAACAAGCCUGGCUCCUCUAUGUGUUCUGUUACUGCCAGAGACCCAGACUGGAGACAGAACGGUACAGUGGUAUAUUCUCUAUUUCCCAGUGAGGUCAACGGUGUUCCGGUGUCAUCAUUUUUAUCCAUCAAUGGAGACACGGGGGUGAUCCAUGCUGUGAGAUCAUUUGAUUAUGAGCAGUUUAGGGGCUUCACAGUCCACACUGUAGCCAGAAACAAUGGUUCUCCUCCACUCAGCAAUAACGUGACUGUGAGUGUCUUCAUAACAGAUGAGAAUGAUAACUCUCCCCAGAUAUUAUACCCUGCUCCAGCAGGGAACUCCUUGAUGACUGAGAUGGUCCCCAAAGCUGCUCUGGCGGGGUCCCUGGUUUCCAAGUUGAUAGCUGUGGAUGCUGACUCUGGACAGAAUGCAUGGCUUUCAUAUCAGAUCGUGAAGUCGACUGAUCCGGGUCUUUUCACUAUUGGUCUCCACAGCGGAGAGAUCAGGGCACAGCGGGAUAUUUCUGAAUCUGACAGUGUGAAGCAGAACCUUGUUAUAUCAGUGAAAGAUAACGGACAGCCCUCUCUCUCUACAACCUGUGAUGUAUAUUUGCUCAUAUCAGACAACUUGGCUGAAGUUCCAGAACUGAAAGGCAUGGCUUAUGAGGAUAGUUCCAAAGUAACUUCCUAUUUGAUCAUUGCACUGGUCUCUGUUUCCACCUUUUUCCUGACUUUCAUUAUUCUCAUCCUGGCAGUGAGGUUCUGCCGUAGGAGAAAGCCUAGAAUGUUGUUUGAUGGAACAGUCCCCAUUCCCAGUGCGUAUACAUAGUAAUAAUUAUGACGCAUACCUGACAACAGGCUCACGCACCAGUGACUUCAAGUUUGUCAGAUCUUAUAAUGACAGCACG
Messenger RNA from Coregonus clupeaformis (lake whitefish), 1070 nucleotides. Its product is annotated as protocadherin gamma-A12-like. Gene Ontology annotation, molecular function: calcium ion binding. Lineage: Eukaryota; Metazoa; Chordata; Actinopteri; Salmoniformes; Salmonidae. Gene Ontology annotation, cellular component: plasma membrane. The record is from RefSeq and is a predicted model, not a curated record. The coding region runs from base 203 to 991 and encodes 262 amino acids. Gene Ontology annotation, biological process: homophilic cell-cell adhesion. The transcript has a single exon.